Molecule: messenger RNA, 1425 nt
Organism: Aspergillus calidoustus
Lineage: Eukaryota; Fungi; Ascomycota; Eurotiomycetes; Eurotiales; Aspergillaceae
Source: the annotation of a GenBank genome assembly
AUGUCACUUCUCAAACAACUAUCCCGCCUCCCACGAGGCUCAAUCCGCCCAGUUUACAUCCCCAAACGCUCCCUCGGCUCCGUGAGCGCCAUCGACUCGAGCAUCUUCCGCACCCUCUUUGGCACAGAAGAAAUCCGCAAGGUCUUCAACGAUGAAUCCUACAUAUCCCGGUGCAUAGACGCCGAAGCAGCCCUCGCCCGCGCCCAAUCCACCUGCGGCGUGAUCCCUUCACACAUCGGGUCCCUCGUCACCACAAAAGUAACCUCGACACCCCUCGACAUGGAACGCCUCCGCACCGAAACCGAAAUCGUCGGCUACCCAAUCCUCCCCCUCGUCCGGCAACUCAGCGCAAUGUGCGGAUCCGAAGCAGGAAAAUAUGUACACUGGGGCGCGACGACGCAGGAUAUAAUGGACCUUGCUAGUAUCUUGCAGAUGAAGAGAGGAUUGGAGAUUGUCGAGAGGCUCGUUGGGGAGAUUAUUGGGGUGUUGCGCGGGUUGAGUGUGCGGUAUCGCGAUACGCCCAUGGCGGGCCGGACGCAUCUCCAGCAUGCGCUGCCGGUUACCUUUGGGUAUAAGUGUGCGGUGUGGCUGAGUGGGUUCCAGAGACAUGCUGCGAGAUUGAAAGAGAUGCGCGAGCGCGUGCUUAUGGUUCAAUUCGGGGGUGCGGCAGGGUCACUUGCUUCGCUGGGUGACGGGGACGAUGGGAUACGGGUUCGAAAAGCCCUUGCGGAGGAGUUAGGGCUGAGUGAUCCGCCGAUUACGUGGCACGUCGCGCGGGAUGGGGUUGCGGAGGUAACGAACUACCUUGCGCUGCUGGGCGGAUCGAUGGGGAAGCUCGCGCUGGAUAUUAUCAUCAUGUCGUCGAAUGAGCUCGGCGAGGUCUCGGAGCCCUUUGUCCCCCAUCGCGGCGCGAGCAGUACGAUGCCGCAGAAGCGGAAUCCAAUUUCUAGCGAGGUUAUCCUUGCGGCGUCCAAGGUCCUCCGCUCGAAUGCGGGACUUGUACUCGAUGGGAUGGUGGCUGAUUUUGAACGGGCAAGUGGGCCGUGGCAUCUAGAGUGGGUUGCUGUCCCUGAGAGCUUCGUGAUAGCCGUUGGGGCGCUGGAGCAGACGAAGUUUGCUCUGGGCGGCCUGUGCGUACAUUCCGAGGCGAUGUUGCGGAAUCUGCACUCGACAAAGGGUCUCAUUGUGGCGGAGGCAGUGAUGAUGGGGCUUGCGCCUGCGGUGGGGAGGCAAAGGGCGCAUGAUAUUGUGUAUGAGGCUUGUCGGGAGAGCAUUGAGAGUGGGGGGUCGUUGGAGGAGGCGCUGCUUGGGAAGACGGAGGUGACGGAGAAGAUGAGUGUGGAGAGGGUGAGGCAGCUGUGUGACCCGGUCAAUUACCUGGGGGCUUCGGGUCGGAUGGUUGAUGAUGUUCUCGCUGUUGAUUAG